AUGGAUAAAAGUUGGAUACUUCUUAGGAAUAGGGCAUUACCAGAAUACUUGAAUGGCGUGGAACAAUUUUUAAACUUUGCAUUUUCAAAUCCUAAUGUUGGUUUAAGAAUUCAAUGUCCGUGCACUAACUGUAACCAUGUGCGUAGGAAAAUACGAGAAGAAGUGAAAAUAGAUUUACUUAGGUGGGGUAUAGAUCCAACAUAUAAUAGGUGGAUUCAUCAUGGUGAGUCAGAUUCAUCUUCAGAUGAUGAAAUAAAUUCUAGUGCAAAUUCAGAUUUAGGAAAUGAUGAUGAUGCCACUUUCGAGAUGUUGCAUGACAUGUAUCACGGUGUUCCUAUAGAUAAUAUAACUCAUUAUCCGUCUGAUGAGUCGGCUGAGUCUAGAUAUGAAGAACCUAAUGCAGAAGCUAAGAGUUUUUAUCGGUUGUUAAAGGAUGCAGAGCAGAAGUUAUAUCCAGAUUGUGAAAAGUUCUCGAAGCUCUCUUUUGUAAUGCGUCUUUUUCAAAUGAAGUGCUUGCAUGGUUGGAGUAAUACUUCAUUAGACUCUUUGUUAAAACUAUUAAGUGAUGCUUUUCCCAAAGGACAUGUGCUCCCUAAUUCUAUUUAUGAAGUUCAAAAGAUUAUUAAAGAUUUGGGUCUAGAUUAUAUGAAAACAGAUGCUUGUGUUGAUAAUUGCAUCUUGUAUAGAAAGGAAUAUGAGGAUCUGAAGCAAUGCCCUGAAUGUGGUGAGAAAAGAUGGAUAGUACGAAAAGGAGAAGAUGACACUGAAGUUGCUUCAAGUAAUUUGAAUAAGAGAAAGAAAGGAAUUCCUAGAAAAAUUCUUAGAUACUUUCCUUUGAUACCAAGAUUACAACGGUUGUUUAUGACUAAACAAACCGCAGAAGAUAUGAGGUGGCAUAAAAAUAAACGAGUUGAUGAUGGAGUACUAAGGCAUCCAGCUGACUCACUGACAUGGAAAACUUUUGAUGAGAAACAUUUGGAUUUUGCAUCAGAUCCACGUAAUGUAAGACUUGGACUUGCUUCAGAUGGUUUUAAUCCUUUUGGUUCCAUGAGUAAUGCCUACAGUAUGUGGCCAGUAUUCUUGAUUCCGUAUAAUCUACCCCCGUGGCUAUGCAUGAAACAAUCUAAUAUUUUGUUAUCCUUGCUUAUUCCUGGCCCUAAAAGCCCUGGUAUGAAUAUAGAUGUGUAUCUCCAACCUUUGGUUGAUGAUUUGAAAAAAUUAUGGGAGGAUGGAAUUGAGACUUAUGAUGCUUUUAAGCAACAAAAUUUUCAAUUGCGUGCUUCUUUAUUGUGGACAAUUAAUGACUUUCCUGCAUAUGGCAUUUUGUCCAGUUGGAGCACAAAAGGUAAAUUCGCUUGUCUUGUUGUGACGACCCGGUCUGUCGUCACGUGA
Messenger RNA from Nicotiana attenuata, 1392 nucleotides. RefSeq lists its product as uncharacterized. Lineage: Eukaryota; Viridiplantae; Streptophyta; Magnoliopsida; Solanales; Solanaceae. The record is from RefSeq and is a predicted model, not a curated record. The transcript has a single exon. Bases 1 to 1392 code for a protein of 463 amino acids.